AUUAAGUUAGUCGCGCGCGAAGAUUGUCGUGUUGCGAUCAUGUGCUGGGAUAGAAAACAAGGAAUUUAAUGUCGAUUGAAAGUACCAGGGUAGAUCGUAAAAGGUGGAAAGGAUGCCGAGUUGUGGCGGUCUGUUCAGAAUCAUUAGACGGCGCCUCGUACUUGGGCUGAUCUUCGCUUUAUCGCUUACCUACUGCGCCUUUUCACUCUUUCGAAACGAGAGGAAGACGUUAGCUUUGGAUAAUGAUCUUGACGAUAUGGAUCCUAUGAUGAUUAAUGACAAUAAUGAUGACUUGAUUUCUGAUGAUGAUGCAUUAUCGGAACAAUUAAGAGCAUCUGGUAAACCACCACUGUGGCAGAUGGCAAUUGUUAAUCAAGGAGCAAACGACAAUGCAUUAAACAUGGAAGCAAUGUCAAAUUUAAAUGAUACAGAUACUGCGGGUCAUCCUUGUCGUAAUUCUGUCCAGGGCAAAGUUUUAAUAGUAGAUGAGCGUGGCAUUGUAUGCUCUAGACAAGAUAUUUUGCCAAAUGGCUGUUGCAAUAUGGAAGAAAAAGAUUCCAUAAGAAAUGAAGAUACAGCGACUAUAAUCAAGAGAGAGAGGUAUAGUUGUAAAACAUGUAAUGCCCAAGGGUGCUGUGCUAUCUAUGAAUAUUGUGUUUCCUGCUGUCUAAAUCCUGGCAAGCAAAUAAAGGGAAGAAAGGAUGUGCUGUUAGGUUUGCUUAAAGACAACAACAAAGCACACAAGGACCAAGACGUGGUGAAGAAACGUAUCCGCAAUCUAGACCGCUUUCAAGUUUGCCUGGCUGCGUGUCGUACUUCCAGCGCAAGCGUCCGCCAUGAGAAUACCUACAAAGAUCCACAUUCGAAGCAUUGUUACACACUUCAGCCACCGUAUUCACAUCAAAGACAUCGCCGUGAUGUUGAUUCGUUCAAUAAUAAUGGCGACAACUCUGUUGUCGUUGCAUCUUUUUCUGUCAUGCCGUUACUUACCUCCCUCUCUUCCUUCUGUCUAACAUUACACGCACACAACAAUUCGCUCUCACUAUCAUGCAACUAUCACACACCAGUGUCAUUCGAUUAUUACUCUCACGUACAACCACCUUGAAAUACAAAUAAAUU
This is a messenger RNA of Habropoda laboriosa, 1119 nucleotides long. RefSeq names its product UPF0454 protein C12orf49 homolog. The record is from RefSeq and is a predicted model, not a curated record. Gene Ontology annotation, biological process: positive regulation of SREBP signaling pathway. The transcript is spliced from 5 exons. The coding region runs from base 113 to 1105 and encodes 330 amino acids. Lineage: Eukaryota; Metazoa; Arthropoda; Insecta; Hymenoptera; Apidae.